AUGAAAGGAUCAUUGACCCUUUCAAAGAACACAUUUAGUGAAAGAAAACCUACGAAUCACAUCCAGAUUUAUGAUGAUAAUAUUCUAAAUCCAUCGACAUCAACAGAUCUAUCAGUAGAGGCAAACAUUUCACAUCCAAGUAUUUCUGCGAUUGGCAAUGUACUGUCUCCAUGUGCCUCAGUCAUUAAAAAAAUGUUCUUCAGAAAAAUGGUAAAAUACGAAUUUGUAAAUAUAAAACUUAAGCAAUGA
Molecule: messenger RNA, 249 nt
Organism: Parnassius apollo (apollo)
Lineage: Eukaryota; Metazoa; Arthropoda; Insecta; Lepidoptera; Papilionidae
Source: the annotation of a GenBank genome assembly